Serinus canaria (Common canary) is the source of this 1614-nucleotide messenger RNA. It is a transcript of the gene ARMC10, whose product is annotated as armadillo repeat containing 10. The transcript is spliced from 6 exons. The coding region runs from base 219 to 1142 and encodes 307 amino acids. Gene Ontology annotation, molecular function: protein binding. The record is from RefSeq and is a predicted model, not a curated record. Lineage: Eukaryota; Metazoa; Chordata; Aves; Passeriformes; Fringillidae. Gene Ontology annotation, cellular component: mitochondrion.
CGGGUGAUUCCUUCCUGUAGAACAGAAACGGCAGCGCGUCGCUGUCACGCAACGGCGGAGCCUCUCCCGCGCCCCCAUACGGAGCUGUGGGCUCGGCAUCCUUGCGGCACCUCGUGCGCAGCCCCCGCGUCCGGGGCCCGAGGGAAGGGCAGAGCCGCGGUCGAGCCGCGCCGGAUGGGGCGGUGGCUUCCGCGGGCCACGCAGCCGCGGCCGGGGCGAUGUGGGAGCCGCGGGGCGCGGCGGUGAGGGCGGCGACGGUGGCCCUGCUGCUCGGGGCCGGCGCCUGCUACUGCCUGUGGCGGCUGGCGGCGGGCGGGCGGCGGGGGCGGCGAGCAGCGGCCGCGCGGGGCCCGCCGGCAGACAGCAGUCCUCCAGUGUCAACCCAUACCAUGGAUGUGGAUGCUCUACAGAAACUUAUUCAUUUGCUCCAGGCCACAGAUGAUCCAUUAAUUCAAGAGCAAGCUUUAAUCACUCUCAGCAACAGUGCUGCCUUCUCUGUAAAUCAAGAUAUAAUCCGAAAUUUGGAUGGUCUUUCUGUUAUUGGAGGGAUGCUCUUCAACUGUGUUCCCAAAGUUAAAGAAAAAGCACUAAAUGCACUUAACAAUUUGAGUAUGAAUAUUAAAAAUCAGGAAGAGAUACAGGUAUUUAUUACACAAGUGUGUGGGACUGUUGAGUCAGCUCCCCUGAACUCUGAAGUGCAGCUAGCUGGACUCAGGCUGUUGACAAAUAUGUCUGUUACCAGUGACUACCACCAAAAGAUGAUAAACUCAAUUCCAUGCUUUCUUCAUUUGCUUUCAGAAGGAACUGAAAGGACACAGAUUCAAGUUUUGAAAGUACUUGUGAACUUAUCUGCAAACCCAGCCAUGACAAGACAUCUUCUCAGAGCUCAAGUGCCAUCAUUUGUGUUACUUUUGGACAACUGUGCAAACAGAGAUAUUCUGGUUCGAGCCCUGGCGUUUGCAGCAAACUUGAAAAAGAACAUGAACGAUGAGGAAGGCACCAAGAUUGAGGAAUACAGUGAAGACUCAAUUUUCUUCACACUCAGCAGGGACUCUGCCCCAUUUGCUCAGAGACUGGCAUCUUUGCUGCAUCACCCUGACACAGAAGUGAAAGAGCAAGUUGUGAGAAUAUUAACACAAUAGUGCUGUUUUCUUAAAACAGACUGACCUAAUGAAAAUAUCUAAUCUUGGCAAUGCUAGGCUAAGAAAGACUGCAACAAGUAAACAAUACAACAAUGAUGGAGAAAAAAAAGCCCUAAAUACUAUCAGAUAUUUUUUACAAGCAAGAGAAAAGAAAUAGCUUAAUUAUUACUGACAAACCACUGCACAGUUGCUACAUUUAUGCAAUGGAGGCAAACAGUUUAAAACAUGAAAACAUUUAUAUGUAAAAUGAACAUUUUAAAUGAAUGAGUGAAAUGAAAAUAUCCUUUGCAAUGUCAAAGACUUUUUUUUUUUACUUUAAGUGUUUACAGCUGUUGAAUAAAUACCUCAUUAGAAUUGUGCAUUAAAGAUUUAGUAAUUGAAGAUUAGGCAUUUAUAUUUUAUUAGUCUACCUAUGAAAAUGGUACAGCUGAAUCUUACAAAAUAAUAUUAAAUAAAAACAAUACCAAACUAU